Molecule: messenger RNA, 1278 nt
Organism: Aspergillus vadensis CBS 113365
Lineage: Eukaryota; Fungi; Ascomycota; Eurotiomycetes; Eurotiales; Aspergillaceae
Exons: 4
Coding region: 243-1208 (321 amino acids)
Biological process (GO): protein folding in endoplasmic reticulum
Cellular component (GO): EMC complex
Molecular function (GO): protein binding
Source: RefSeq, a predicted model, not a curated record
AGCAUAAAGAAAGUGAUACCUUGGUUGACCGAUAACGUUGGACAUCAUGAAUACCACCUGGCAGCAUUGUCGAAUCAAAUCAUUCCCAUCUUUGGCUAGCACAUCAACAGAUAUUUGCUCGGAUAUUCGCGUUCUAUCCUGACCCAAAUAUUCUUUCCCACGAACAAGAUCAGAUACAGUCACUGUGGAACGUCGUGGUACUUCUAAUACAGUCCUAGUUACUUCAUCGCUGGCUCCAUAUCAUGCAGACGACUCCUGAGCCCCAUCUCGCGAAUGGUUCGAAUUUGAUAACCACUUUCCAUCUGGCACAGAAGGCGCCUCUCAUACUUAAGCGUCAGUCUUCCAGUGUGGAAACGGUCGCACCCUCAUCGGUACGAGGGACUGAGAACUAUGGUGUAGUAGAGCAACUAUUGUUUUCAUGCCUACAGUCAGGGGACGACAAAUCCGCGCUACUUUGUACUGAGCAACUAGCAGCUCGAUUCGGCGUGACUGAUGAGAGAAUAAUUGGAUUGAGGGGUAUGUAUGAAGAAGCGGUUGCCGAAAACACAACUAGUCUUGAAGAAUGCUUGCAAACAUAUGACCUCGCGCUUUCCGAAAACCCCGUAAACCUGCCCGUACUAAAGCGUCGGAUCGCGCUCCUUCGCUCGCUGUCCAGGCCUGUGGAUGCCAUUUCUAGUCUCAUCAACCUCCUAGACGCAGUCCCAACAGAUGCGGAGGCUUGGUGCGAACUUGCAGAUCUCUACCACUCUCAGGGGAUGAGCUCACAAGCAGCUUUCUGUCUCGAGGAGGCCUUAUUAAUUGUGCCAAAUUCUUGGAAUAUUCAUGCGUUCCUCGGCGAAAUCUUGUAUUCGGGUGCCUGUGCUUCUGAAACAACGGAUUGUUCCCAGCUUUUGGAGGUGUCGAUACAUCAUUUCUCUCGCAGCGUAGAACUCUGCACUGAUUAUUUGCGGGGCUUUUACGGAUUGGUCUCAGCGACGUCCCUACUGGGAAGGAACAGACGUCUAAUGGAUCACUCUCGUGACUCUUCACCGGCUCAAGCAAGCCUUCUUACUGACAAGCUCCUCGAUGAGCUGACCGUUUUCGCAAGAAGCAGACUCGAUGAGAUUGUGAGAUCCCGUUCUUCAGACCAUCAGGCUUGGAAGGAUAACCAAGGCGAGCUCAUUGCGGCGAAGGAGCUCCUUCACCGGCUUGACAAAUCUCCCCUAUAGCCUUUCUACCACGUAAUUUAGGUGUCUCGUAGCACUCUAAAAUUACAAUGAUAAUCCGUUACCUACCGAG